Lymnaea stagnalis (great pond snail) is the source of this 21896-nucleotide messenger RNA. Lineage: Eukaryota; Metazoa; Mollusca; Gastropoda; Lymnaeidae. The record is from the annotation of a GenBank genome assembly.
GCAAGAAGCAUGAAACCGACCUCCAUAUUUUAAUUCCUCAUUCCGACGCUACUACUUUGAAAUUUAUACGGUUAAAAACAAAAAGGGAUCAACAAUAAAUCAUGUCGGAACCAAAGACAGAACGGUAUUUUUUAAAAUUUUAUAUAGUUUAUUUAUCAUGCUGUCACGUUAUUUCUUUGGGGAAUCAUAAUUAUGAAAACUUAAAAUUUGUGGGUAAUUUUGAAUCUUACGAUUGCUGAUCAGUACUUUCACGUUGACGGCUCAGUGUGUUUCUUAAAUCUACCAAUUUUACUUAUUUGUUGAAAGUGUCAAAUUUUUUAUACAAUUAUGUGACUAUUUCGUUGUCAAUAAAUUAUUGUUGAAUUACAAAGAGGAGAAAAGUGGGCAAUUAAUUGAACAAACACUUGUCUACUGUCGGUAGUCUCUGAGAGUACUAAUAAAAAAGCAAAAUGAGUGCCCCACCAAAAAAUGCCACCAUCCUCCACUGUCUGUCAUUUUACUUAGGCAAAUCAAAGUCAAAUUAGUUUUUAACUAACUAAUUUAACUUACUUACUAAGCUAUGACAUGAAACAGAGACUCCACUGUAUAUGGGUCAAGGAGGUUCCCCAUGUAAAUGUUUACUGGCCAUGCCAUAGUUCGGCAGUUCGGCAAUCCUCCGAAGUCCGGUCCCAAAUUAUUUCCAAUGAUUACUCUUUACUUAAAAGUCUUAGACAUCAUGUUGUUUUAAAAUUCAUGUUUGCGGUUGUGGACGAUGUUGGAUGGAGGUUGUUGGCCGUCGAGAUACACAAACACUCGGCGCAUUAUCACUAAUCAUAUGUUACCAGGGACAGCUAUCGUCACGGACGCUUUGGCGAGGAUAUCAAAAUGUCGGUCAGUUCAACAACGGGAUUUAUGCACAAACUGUCAUCUGCGCGCGCAUGAAUUUGUUGAUCCAGUAGACCAGGACAUUCACACAUAACAUAUUGAAGGACUUUGGAUGCAAACGAAACGAAAACUCCGCUAUCAGAGUGGUACUGGUCGUGGUCUGUUUGCCAGCUACUUGGGGGGCCUCUCAGUGGUGCAACAGUCACAAUCAGAACGUUGUCGGCUGGUAUUUGCAAAUGCUAAGCGCCAAUUACAAUAUUUAAUAUUUACUGACUGGUUUGUAAAGUGACAGUUAUUUGCAAAAGCUAGGACUGACAUGCCUGCUGUUUUCUAACAAUAAACACUGUGCAUUGCAUAUUUUUUCAUACCGGUACGAAAUAAUUUGGGACCGGACUUCGGAGGAUUGCCCAUAGUUCCUUUUCUCAAAAAUAUUUAAAAUUUAUUUUAUUUUUUACAUUUUUGUCUUAAAAGAGUGGCGAGGGAUUUUGGGAGGGGUCCCCUCCCCAGAAAAAAGUAUGUUGAAAAGUCCUGUUAAAUUGUGACAUAAUUAAAUUAUAAAAAGUAUAAAGAUGUGGCAUACUACACUGGUAUUUGAAUUCAUUGUCAACUAACAGUAACAGCACUUUUAACCAAGCACACUCACUUUUUUUUUCUAGUAUUCAUCUUGGGGUAUCGAUGAUUUUUCUCUUUUUAUUUCUUUUGAUAAAAACCGAAUGGAAAAUUUUAUUUCAUAUAAACUAUAUGGUUUUUGAUACAAAUAGACCUAAUGUUCAAAGUUAUCAUUCUCAUCGUUCAGGUCCAACUGUUGUCCUGUUACGUUAAGUCCAUUGUUGGUAUUCCCAAAAGUGAAGUCACUGCACUUAGGCGUGAGGCAACUACUGGCAAAGCCCAUACUGUUAACUACACAUUUACCAUGUACAAUACGGCAUAAAAAUUGUGUUUCAGUACAUCAAGAUCAUGUGUACACACCAUGCUUCUCGUUUACACCUCACCUUGUACUGAAAUCCCUUGUCCGCUUAUUACAUUUCCCUGGUCCACUCAUGACAAUGACAAAUGACACGUCAACCAAUGCUUGUGGACCUUGGUCGCUCUCUAAUGUUGGUGGAAUUCUAUUACGAAGUUGAGUGUCAAGCCUUAUAUCUAUUGUCUAGACACUGUUUUCCUGGUCAGCUGAAUAUGAUGACGUAUUCUUUGAUACGUUGACGUAAUGGAGAAACAUUAGCAUACUUGGAUCAAUGUGGUCUCCAUGGCCUUGCAAUGUUUUUAGGAGGGUCAGACAUUGAAGUGGUCAGGUUCCCAUACAUUGGUUUACAGUGGCUCUUCUGGGUAGAUAUCUGAUCAGUAAUGCUGCAUAACCUUGAGGGCAUCCCCCCGGUUUCGAUGACUAGACAACUCAAUGCGGGACAAAGAACCCACAACUGAACACAUGAUGUCUGAAAACAUGACAGGUGAACCCACGAAAAAGUGAUCAUUUUGAAAACUGAACACAAAAGAAACACAAUUUAAUAAGUUAAUGCACCCAAACAAGCACUGUAAAGGUUGUCGCGACAGAAUUUCCAAAGAUGCAGAAUCAUCUAAUUCCUUAAAAUUUGACAGGCUGAACCAAUUUGCUCUGGAUUCGAUCAGAAUUUUUUUCUUUCAUUUUUGGACCUAAUCAUGGGGCCGGAAACUGGUUUGAUGCCGCGGCAUGCUCCUGAGUUGACUCCGAUGACCAUGGACAGGUCCGGAGUUCCCCCUAAAGUCAGGUUGACAUGAGUUAGAAUAUGGGACUCUUGGGGGGGGGGGGGCUACUUUCAAGACAUAAAUAUAAAUAUUUAAAAAUUAAUUUAAUAAAAGGAAGUAAAUUUAAAAAUUUGGGUACUGAAUUAUGACUGUUAGUUCACCCGGGGAACCCCCAUGACCCAAUCCGAUGCCCAUGGACAGGUCCGGAGUUCCCCCUAAAGUCAGGUUGACAUGAGGUAGAAUAUGGGACUCUUGGGGGGGGGGGGGCUACUUUCAAGACAUAAAUAUAAAUAUUUAAAAAGUAAUUUAAUAAAAGGUAGUAAAUUUAAAAAUUUGGGUACUGAAUUAUGACUGGUAGUUCACCCGGGGAACCUCCAUGACCCAUAUUAUAUGGGUCUCCACACAGUCGGGAAAACGUGAAAUAUGAUAUACAGUGAAAGACAUGGGGGGCCUUGCUGCUAAGUAAGUCUUUGACAAUUGUGACUGAUAAACGAGCGAUAACUUGAAAUAAGAGUAGUACAUACCAGAGGUCUGAGGAUGAAAUUUAAUUGCUGGUUAAGAAACAUGGCCAGGAACUGACCACAGAUGAACUGAUUGAUCUGCGUAAUGAGCAACACUGAAGUCUGUGUGUCAUCCUGGGGCAAAAUAACAUACAACAGUUCCCUGAAAACUAGAAGAAUAUGCAAUAUGUUGCUUUAAGAAUAUUAUUAACGAUUUGUUAUUCACCUUAGUAACUAAUUAUAUUUUUUGUAUUAGUCCAAGAUCACGGUCAAGAUCACCUGUUAGAAGGUCUAGAUCCAGGUCUCCCAGAAGAAAUAGAAAUGAUCGUCCAAGGCCAUUUACAGGGGGCCGGCGUGUGGUCGUUAGAAAUAUUCCUUAUGAAGUGCGAUGGCAGGAACUUAAGGAUAUGUUUAGAAAAGACAGUAAGUAACCACUUUUUUAUUAUUUUGAAAAUAAAAAGUAAUUCAUAUUUUCUUGAUUAUAAUAAACACCAAUGAGGUUCAAUCCAUGUGGGACGAAUUAAAAAAGUUCAGGGUGCCAUUUAAAAUAAAUUCAUCUAUUAGUAGUCGCUCAUUAAGUUAUUUAAUAAGCAAUAUUUUUAAAAUAUUUAUUAAGAAACUGAUUUUUAAAAAAAAAAUUAAGCUAAAUAUUAUAAUAUAAGGUGUGUAUAGAAAAAUUGAUAUUUGAUCUUUACAGUUGGAGAUGUUACAUAUGUUGAAAUGUUGGAGACACCUGAUGGCAAAUCAAAAGGAGUAGCGUAAGUAUGAGUUGUAAAAAUAAUUAAAUUAGCAUCACAGUCUUUUUAACUCUUAGUGAUAAGUGUGUGUAAGUCUAAUCCAUGUUUUGACACAGCCGUUUUGAGACAAUAACAUUUGAUUUUGCGUAUCACAUGCAAAAUUUGUCUAUUUCUAAGUUAUUACAAUGUUUUACAUACCUACCAGUGCAGAAUUGAAUGAACUAUUGGAAAAUUAUAUUAGUUUUAGAGGACUGUCUAGCACUAAAGAAAACUGUUCAGUUGAUAAAUGUACUUAAGUUUGAAAAAAAAAACAUUGCCUCAAAAGCAAAAUAGAUUCCUUUAUGUUCAAGAGACAUUUUGCUUGCUUUUUUUCUUACAGUAUAUUCAUUUUUUGUAUUACAUAUGUAUAUAUUAUCAAUAUCGGAUGAAAAAUAAAAUUUAUAUUCCAAUUUCAAAUAUAUAGGUCAUAUUCAUGGAAAUCUAUUUUAAAAAAUUGGUUUUAUAGUAUUACAUAGUGAAACAGCUAUUUUAGACAUUUAACUUAAUAUUUAUGCCUUUACUGAGAAUUGAAGAGCUAAUAUACAUAAUAAUUGUUGUUAACUACCAUGAACCGCUGGGAGCGGCUGUGUUUCUUUCAUUAUGGCCACGAGCCGCUGGUAGUGCCAAUGUUAGUAUCGUAGUAAAUCGAGUCAAAUAUUUAUAUUAUUCCCUUCCCUUUUCGUUUUGAGAUUUUAAUUUACCAACCGGAUGUUUAUAUUCGAAACGCAUGCUAUUGGCAGAAUGAUUUAAAAAACAAAAUGUUAAUUAGUUUUGAUUAAAUUUUUUAGCUAGUUACCAAAUUGUACAUGUUUACCGCGGCAACAAGUGACAGGGUUACUAAAGGCAUAUAAGUGAUUGGAAGUGUAAAUAUUUUUCAAUUUCUGUGUUCUUUGGUGCAUUUUUCUUAUUAUUGGAUAUACUAUUUGGGAACUACCAAAUAAAAGGCUUUAAAUGAUUAGGAAAUUAAAAAUUUAUACGUUAGUUGGCACAUGAAUAUAUUUUUUGUUUUUCUCUUGAAAAUAAUAAUUUAACAAUUAAUAAUUUCCUAACAAAACUUAACUUACAAAUGUUUUAAGUUUAUUUUGUAGAUAAUUUAAUUACCUACGAACUGGUUUAUUAAUCAUUGGAAUAUGUUUAUAAUAAAGAAAACUGCAUCUGAAAUUGUACAUACACUUAAAAUUAGAAAAUUUGACCUAGAUUUAAUUCGGCCACAGCGGGUAUCUGGUAGUUAAUCAGUUAAAAGUUAAAUUUUUUUAAACAUAUAAAUUUUAUUUUUAAAAUUCACAAUUCUUAAACCUCUAGACCAGGGAUCUGGAACCUAUGGCUCACGAGCCAGAUGUGGCUCUAUUGAUGGCUGCAUCUGGCUCGCAGACAAUUGUUCGAUUAUUAAAAAAAAGUUGCAUUAAUGUUAAGAAAUACUCAUUAUUGAUUAGCAACAGCAUAACAAUGUUAUUAAAAAGAAUUCAGAGACAUAAUUAUUGCAUUUUUAGUGUUGAAAUUUCACAAAAUGCACACAUUUACUUGAAUUUUUAGUUUUAAACAUAAUGUAUGGCUGUCACAGAAUUACUUUUCAAAAUAUGUGGUGUCUAUGGCUCUCUCAGAUAAAAAGGUUCCCGACUCCUGCUCUAGACUAAUAGGUAUAUUUUUAGUAUACUACACAUUCUGUCUAAUUCUAAUAAUAAAUUAUUAUCAGGCCUAUUUAACAGCUGUAAUAGUGUAGAUGCUAUAAAGUAAAAAAAAAUAAUUUGAGAAUACUUUGUGAACAGAAAGAAUAAUGAAAUUCAUCUUAAAGUAAUUCACUGAAUAAUACGGUCAUAAGCAGAUAUUAGGAUUUGAUUUUUAAAGUCGGCAUAUAAGGGUAAUUUAAAUAUAUCAGAUCUUCUUUGUCAAGUUUGUACUUAUUUUUAACAAGGGCUUUAUCUCUACCUUUGCAGUUUGGGGAAACUUCUCUUUGCUGUCAAGGUUAAUGUUGUUAUCAGAAGCUUGAUCUUUACUCCACUAAUAUUUGGAAUCUGAUCUAGGCCCCUUCACUUGAUAAUUAGUUCACUCCAUUUGUUUCUUCCCAUAAAAUGAUCAGUUUUAAAGCUUAUAAGGCAGAUAGUCUGUUUACUUUUAAGGUACUACUGGAUACAGAAGCCAUUUUGUUUGGCCACGUGACAGACGGAGUGUAAUGUCAGACAAUAAGAGUUAAGAGUAGUCAAAUGUUCAUGACUUUGGACUAUAAUUUUAAUAAUUAUUUAAUUUUUGACACUUGAUACAAUUUUGACAAGGACAAAAAAAUUUGCUGUGAUUAUGCAAAUAUUAAGAGUUGUAUAUUUUCAGGGUUGUUGAGUUCCGGGACCCUGAUCAUGCAAAGAAGGCCAUAGAGGAGUACCAUCAAAAGAAAAUCAAAGACAGAGCCAUUAUUGUCAGAGAGGUAAUAUCCAUAAAGUUUUUUUUUUUAAAGCUAAUCUAAUCAGUGCUUUCCAUCACUUAAUUAACAGCAGCAGAAGUGAGUGGGAUUAUCAACAUUUAUAUAACUUCUAUAUUUUUUUAUUUAACGCUUAAAGCACAGGUUGUGUCUUAUUGCAGUAACCUACUUUUUUCCCCUGUGACCCAAGCGGGUCUUUCUUCACCAGCCCAUUUGUUUCCCUGUGGCCCAAGACCAUCUAUUUGCCACCUAGAAGGGUGUCUAAUAUAAACACAAAAACGAGGAUUUAACCUUUUACCAGGCUCGGGCAGAAUGUUUAUUCGUUUGGGGAAUAGUCAAAUUUUAUUUUGCAUUUUAAAUUAUGAAACUCGACCAAUUACUGAGUUUUUUAUGUGGAUCUUUGUUGUUUCCAUGGCGCCUACUAUAGCGCAAAAUUAAUGCCUACAGGAGCCUGUAGGUUUGACAGUUUUUAGACCCAGUGCCAACAUAGAUAUUGAUUUAGAUGAAGAUCGACUGGAGGGGUGGAGAGGCCCCCUUACCUUCUUAAACCUCUUAUAAUCCCCUAGUGCCAUUGCCAAUGAAAAAUGUGAACAAAACACAUUAGUAUUUUUAACACCCUUAUCCAUUUCUGAACCAAUAAUUCUCUACAUGUUAUUAUUAAUUGUUUAAAACAAAAAAGUUACAAAAUAAUUUGUAAACCUAUCAAAUUUUGGCCUCAUUCCAAAAUAAUGUCUGGGCCACAGGGAAUAAUUAGCAAAAUAAUAACCGGUACUGAGGCUUUACAUAGCAAAAACAUUGGUCGGUACUAAGGUUUAAGAAGGUACGGAGGCCUCUCCACCCCUCCAGUCGAUCUUCAUCUAAAUCAAUAUCUUUGUUGGCACUGGGUCUAAAAACUGUCAAACCUACAGGCUCCUGUAGGCGUUAAUUUUGCGCUAUAGUAGGCGCCAUGGAAACAACAAGGUAGCAAAAACAUUGGUCGGUGCUAGAAAGGUUAAAAUAAUCAUAGGUGUUGUGGUUGUGCAUUAUAAGCACAUCUGUAUUUAAAUAUAAUCAGAUUUAUUUGUUGAACAGAUUUUCAAUUUUGUGAGGCAUUUUGAACAAAAGAACACAAAUAUUUUACUCCCUGGUUACAGAGUGUUUUAUUUGUUUUGCAUUCUAAAGUGAACAACUGUAUUUGGGGACAAGAAGCUGGGGAAAAAGUAAUUUAAAAAACUUAAAUCGAUUUUUCAGUUUAUGAUUAUAGAUAUAUCCACCCCAUUUUCAGUAUUUCAUCCUUGACACAAUUUGGUUUCACAGGAACGAGAAAAAGAUCGCCAAGAAUUCAUGCAGCAUCAAAAUAUGAGAGACAGAGGUGGAAUGGAACCUGGUAUGGGUGGUCCAGGAAUGGGACCUGGAAUGGGGGGAAGUGGAGGCUUAGGUCCCAUGGGUCUACCACCUGGAAUCAACCCCCAGAUUCUUCAACAGUUAGGGAUUGAACCGCCAAUUACAAACACAGUCUUUGUAGCCAAUGUAAGUUCUUAAUUUUGAUAAUGCUAGAAUACUUGAACCUGAGAAAGUCUAUGCAUUAAAUGUCUUAAGUUGAUGAGUAUUUCUUCUUCUUUAUUUUGAGGGCCCACGAUCACUGAAUUGAUCAUUCUGGCUCCUAUGUUUCAGAGGGGUUCGCAAUGUUACUGUGCAUGGGUUUCAAUGGGAUACUUCACUGGUUGCAAGGGCUACUCAGCAGUUUGUUACAAACAGGGGGUUGGAAUACAGGAGGCAAUAAAUGUAGCCGCCUCAACUGUUGCUUUUGGAAGCUUGUUCCAGUCCCCUAUUGUCUUCGGCAGGAAUGAGGAGCUCCUGUACUUUGUUCUUGUUUUUACCAGCCGGAACUGUCUGUCGUGGCCUUGUCGCUGUCUAGGGGGAAGAUGAACGAGUGUCUGUUUGAUGCCGGAGCAGUGGACCAGCCCGUUUUUGAUCUUGUACAACAUGGUGAGCUUGGAUAGUCGUCAUCCUUCUUCCAAUGUUGACUAGCCCUGUGUUUCUAGCAUGCUGCCAACACUUGAGGUGUUUCUGUAACGGUUCAGGACAAAGCGUGCUGCCUGUCGCUGGACCGCCUCCAACCUGUCCAUGCUUUUCUGGGUAAAUGGCCCCCAGACUGUAGAAGCGUACUCUACAAGAGUUCUAUAAAGAGUACUAUAAAGGCUUUAUAGGCUUUUUCUUUCACGCUUGAGUUGGCGAUCUUCAUAUUGCGCCUUAAGAACCCCAGGGUCUUGUUUGCCCUGUUGCACACACUGUUAAUGUGCUCUCUUUGAAUAACACCAAGGUACUUAACUGAGGAAACUGGCUCAAGAAUAUGGCCAUGCAAUUUGUAAGAGUGGUUUAGAGGGGAUCUGCUUCUGGAGACUGACGGGGUCUGGCACUUGACGGGAAAUGAAAUUCCAUGUCCCAGCUCAUCUCCCACUCAGCUAACCGAUUGAGGUCUUGUUGGAGCUGGCUCUGGUCAGAACUGUUGACGAUUGUCCUAUAUGCCGCCGUGUCUUCUGCGAACAGUCUUGCUUGAGAGGUCAGCUUCUCGGGCAGAUCAUUGAUAUAUGCUAGGAACAGACAAGGGCCUAGCACUGAGCCCUAGGGGACCCCUGACUUAACACUGACAAGGAGGAGGUUUUGCCAUCUGCCUGGCAUCGGUCGCUGAGGAAGCUAGAGAUCCAUGUUUUGGUAGUGCCUUGAAUCCCAUAUCUCUGCAGUUUGUGUAAUAGCAAGCUAUGGUUGACACGGCCAAACACUUUUGAAAAGUCCAGCACAAGCACAUCAGUUUGCUUGCUGUUCUCUAAGUUGGUCGUCAAUUCUUCAGCAAAUUCAAGAAGUUGGGUCUCGCAUGAUCUGUUGACUCGAAAGCCAUGCUGACAGUCAUUGAGUAUAUUGUGUCUUUCCAGAUGAUUCAUGACCACGCUUACGAUUAUGUGCUCCAUUAGUUUACAUACUACGCUAGUGAGAGAUACAGGGCGGUAGUUAGCAGGGUCAUAAUGCUCACCCUUUUUUUUUGUAGAUUGGAGUGACAUGCGCUGUUCUCCAGUCAGUUGGAACGUUGCCUGUGAAUAGUGACGAUUGGAAGAGGAUUGUUAUUGCUGGAGCGAUUUCAUUGGCCAAUUCUUUUAGCACUCCUUGUUUGAUGUGUCAUGCCUUGUAGGGGCUAAUGGCUUUAAGAAGUUCGCGCACACCCUUCUCUGAGAUCUGGAUAUCUCCCUUGGCGGGGUAGGCUGUGAACAUCAUGUUGGUCUUCAGAAGGAACUCAACUUCUGAGUACUCUCUACCAUCCCCAAAGACCGACUGGAACUGUUGAGUAUGUCUGCCUGUUCUUUGGGUUCAGACAUCAACUUGUCUUCCCAUCGCGGGGGGGGGGGAGACCCCGGUGUUUGAUGACCUUUGAUGCUUGACGUAGCUUCAGAACCGCUUGUUCUUGGCCAGAGUAUCUUCCUCUGAGAAGAUGCUGUUCAGGUUGCUCCUGUAAGAUCUGCGCAGUAAGCGUUGGAUGGUUCUUUGGAGCCUCAGUACUUCGGCUUUUAGUUCGAACGAGCCAUUCUUCUUCAUUCGUUUGUACUGGCGGUCUCUCCUGUGUAUCAGCCUUCGGAUUUCAGUCGUAACCCAUGGGUGAUUUGACUUUGGUCUUGUGUGGUAUGAAUUUCUUCACUGCAUCAGUGGUUGUUGUCUUGAAUUUCAUCCACAGCUCUUCUGUUGUCGCAUUACCCUGAGUCUCAUGCAUGUUUGAACUCAGCUCAGUCAUUGCACUUCUCAGGCUAUCCCAGUCUGCCUUUGCAUAAAUGGGGAUUUCUCGUACAGCCUGUUUCUUUUUUAGCGCGCUGACUUGGAAUUCGCAAUACGGUAUGCAGUGGUCUGAUAUCCCGGGGAUGACAUCAACUCUUGGGAUGAGAUGUGGACUGUUAGUGAGGAGUAGGUCGAGAGUGUUUUCCCCUCGCGUGGGUUCUUUAACCAUCUGUUCCAGGCCAUUGUUGUUAAUUAUCUCCAUGAAUUCAGAGUGUAGGACCAGGUAUGGGGAUUUGGGCUUCAAGGCAGGAAUCUGCCAGUUCCAACCAGGAAAGUUGAAAUCUCCGCCUAUGAGGAGGGAAACGUUCUUCGACUGCAUUGUUCUCUGAAUUGACACAUCAAGCCUCCUCAGGCUUGGUUCAUCUGCUGUGUUGGGUCUGUAAUAGGCACUAACGUAAAGUUUGCAUCUACCCUUCACCUUCACCCACAUGAGUUCGCAUUCAUCAACAUCAAGUUCUGGAACAGCAUGACAGUUCAGGCUGUCAUGGGCAGCAACAAGUACUCCUCCUCCUCCUGUCUUUUCUGUCUCGCCAAAAAUAGUUUGUAAUUAGCCGGUACCAGCUCUGCGUUGGCUAUAGAGGGAUUCAGCCAUGUUUAUGAUGUAAGGCUUUAAGCUGUUGAUCAAGUUUGCUAUCUCGACUCUCUUUCCGCUGCAGACUGAAAGUUCACAUUCAAUAUGCGCAAUGGUCUGUUUCCAUUUGUCUUGCUGACUGCAGAGCAUAUUUCUUCCCAUCUUUUUCAUGGAUUUGUUACAUUUGUUUUCUAUUGCAGCGAAAUUAUAUUUUGUAAAAUUAUUUACUAUUUAACAAUUUAAAUAUCUUUUUGGACAAAACUCUGCCAAAUUGUUGAUUUUGUUAAUGCACUUAAAUGUCAAUAAUACAUUUUUCAAAUAUAUAUUAGAAACAAGUGCUACUUAAUAUUAAUAUUUUUAAAAUCAAUUGAACAUUUAUCUUUGAAGUUGGGGGGGGGGGGGGGGGGGGGAUAAUGUGAAUCCACUUAAAUUUAUUUUUAGUUUUAAUAGUAAUUCAGUUUCUGCAAAACUGAAACUUUGGCCAGGGUGGUACAUUUUUAGAUUAUUAUCUCUAGUUCUUUUUAAAAUUUUAUUGAUUUAUUGUGCCAUGCAUGAUAAAACUAUAUACACAGAUCCUGAUUUUUAAAUUUGGCAUAUGGAGAGAUUAGACGUUAAAGAUGUGUUUUUAUUUGUAUUUAAUCAUGAUACUGUUAUAUAACUUGAUAACUAAAAAUCUGCUCAAUUGUUACCUUUGUUAAUAUAGUUUGUUUAUAUUUUUUAAAAAUUCAAAAUAAAUAGUUGGACUACAAAGUUACAUGGUGGAAAUUAAAAGAUGUUUUCAAAUUGGCUGGCAAUGUAAUUAAAGCUGAGAUAAAGGAGGACAAAAAUGGCAAAUCCAGAGGCAUGGGUGUUGUGGUGUUUGAGCACCCCAUGGAAGCUGUGCAGGCAGUGUGUAUCCUUUUUUUUUUUAAAAUUUAGUUUUGAUGCUUAUGAAUCAAUACAUUAUAUAGCCAUAAACAUGAAUUCUUCUCAGAAGCAUUUUUGGCAUCACAUAUUUGAAUGAGAGACAAAGUGGGAAAACUGCAUAAAAUAUUUCCCUGGAGCUGCUUAUGCUUCUAUUCUUAGCAUAUUUCAAGGUCACGUAUGUUUUAAGCUUUUAUAGUAGUUACUAGUUACCAAAAAAAAAUAUAUCAAAUGACCGCUGAACACCAUAAAAUAUCAAUGGAAGCCCCCUUAAAAUAACGAAAUGGCAAGAAAUGCGAGAAGCCAUCUGAUUAGCUGGUACGAAAAUGAAACAAACAGCCAAUCUUGAGACCUUUAUUAUUGAGCCAAUAGAUUGGUCUUUCGUCUUUUUUUGUCAUGACACUCAGGGCAGGUAGAUAGGCCCAGUAGUCUCAAGAGGGUUAAAUUUGAUGUCUCAAGAGGGUUAAAUUUGAUGUCUCAAGAGGGUUAAAUUUGAUAAAAUUUAACUGAAUUUAAAAAAAAUUUAGUACUCCAUAAAUCAAUUAAUCAAACAGAAAUAAGAGGAACAAUUAAUUUACCAGUGAAAUUAAUAGGUUGUUUUGUUAAUAUUCUUUGCAAUGGCAGAAGUGCUACAGGAAAAAUUAGGAAUAAUGAUUAUAUGGAACAAAUUGUACUUGUAUUUAGGCAAAAGGUAGUCCCAAAAACUCGGUUCCUGCUGAAAAUGUCUACCAGGUUGUUCCCUAAUUAAAAUGCUACUAAAUUAGAAAAGAGUGAUAAAACUAAUCUACCCAAAAUUCUUCUAUUUGCUAAAGCUUUUUCUUAAUAUAUCAUUGCAUUAACUUUGAUGCCAUUUAUUUUUCGAAAAUAUUCUACAACAAAGAUGUUCUUCCGUGUCACAGCUGAUACACUUGGCCGCUAGCCAAAUCGUCAUUAAAAAUGCGAAUGAUUUUAUGUAUAAUAAGGGAAAAUCACUACAUAAAUGAGUUUGCUUCCUAUUUCUGUUACUAUCGGGGAUUUUUAUGUGAUUAAAUGGGUGUGAAAUUUUCUCAAAUUUUACCACCAUAUUGUCUGAUGCUGGAGAGGUCGCCGCGCCCCAUGAUUUUACAAUUAACUUUUAAUAACAAUAGUACCAGUACAAUUAUUUCUAGUAUCUUAAAAGCUUGACUAAAAUGGAUUAAUGUAAAUUUUGUAAGAAAUAUCCUUAGCCCUUCCAGCCAUGUUCAAUGGUCAGGUUUUAUAUGAAAGAAAUAUGAUUGUCAGGAUUGACAAAGGACGAGAACCAGAAAAGCCUAAAUUACCAAGUAAGCUAUUAGUUAUUGUUAAAUAAAAUAAGUAACAAUAGGGGAAAAACCUGAAAAGGACAAAACAAACAGUAAAUUUGUCAUUUUACUGUUUCUCAGACAAGGAUUGUGAGUAAUAUUUAUUAAUUAUAAUUUUUAAAAUUUAUUCUAUUUUGUUAGCUGAUGAAGACUUCUAGCCUGUGUUUUAUAUAUCCCAUUGCUGAUCACAGUGCUGCCCAUAUUACAUUUAAAUAAAAUAGAACCAAGUGUGUGUAAUCAAAACUGUCUUAUUUCUUUAAUUUAAAUAUUUCAUUUUAGGUGGCUUAAAAUCCAUUGGUAUGGGCCUUGGUUCAGGGGGUGCGCCCCUCACAAAUAUAAGUCAGCUUGGAAGCAGUAAGUUUAAUAUUCCCUGCAAUGUAUUUUUGUAACAAUUUUUAAAAUUUUGAAACUUUUUAAUUUUUUUUUUGGUGGAGAAUAUGUGCUGAUGAACAUAAAUGUUGAAAAUUUCGCUUAAUUUUCAUGCAUAGACAUCAGAUUUAAUCUAUCAUUUGUCGUUCAUUUACAAAGUUGGAAAUAUUAUUUCUAAAAAAAAUGAUAUAAAAUGAAAUUUUAAAAAGAGCAACAACACACACUUUAAUUACUCCAGCAACUUCAAUUGGUAUAGGUUUUAUAAAAUGUAAAUUAAGCUUUACAUGUUUGUUAUUAAUUGAUAACUUUUUUCCCACACGUAUUAUUACACAUUGGCUACUAAAUUAAGAUAUAUCAUCAAAUGUAUACAUGAUUGAUUUUUUCCCAUUGUAUUCAUUUUUCCUCAGCGGAUUAAAGUAGCUGCCAAUGCAGUGCAUUAAAUUUUAAUAUUAAACACAAAUGGUAUACAUACAAGUAGUAUGUUCAUCUAGAAAGUUAGAAAUUCACCAUCUUUUCCUACAUGUUAACAGAUUGCACAAAACAAAGUUAAAUGAUCUGCUUGCCUUGUUUGUAGUAGUAAAUCGUGAAAAAAAGGUUUUCAAUAAUUUAAAAAAAAAAUUGUUUAUCUUUUUAAGUUGUUUCGAAGCGAAGAAUGGCCAUAAAAGUUGUAUUAUGUAAAAUUUUAUAUAAAAUGAAAUACACACUUCUGAGUUGACAUUCUCAGCAAUGUUCCCUCUAAGGUUUGCUGGUUCAUGUGCAAAAUCAUACAGUUGUGUGCAAAGUUUUACAGCAUCAUUUUUUUGUGUGCAAAAUUUUACAGCCAACAAACACAAAUACACACUUAUGUGGAAAUUUGCUACGCGGAUACUCAAAACUGCUGCGAGGUGUCUGUGAGAUGCCGCACAGCUUAAAGGGAACAUUGAUCCUCAGUAUUUAUUGCAUGUUGUCAUCUCUUUAAAAAAAAUUAUGGUAAAAGUUAUGUUAUGCUCUUUUUCUCUGAAAGAGCUAACCAAACUUCAUGUUUGGAUGAAUUGUCUCUUGGGGAUGAAAGGUAGUGACAUCCUCUGUCCUAAUGAGUGAUUAGUGAUACCUUAGUUUUAGUAUUAUGUGGUUUCGAAAUAAUGUGUAGUCCUGGUCUUCUAUAUCAUGGCUGCCCUGAAAUGAAACCUAAAUUCAUUUUAAAAUCUAGAUGUGUAAAUGACCUUGAGGUGUGCUUUUCUGUUUUAGAUGGAGGUAUGGGAUUAUCAGAUUCAUACUACAAACCAGGUAUGUUGUUGACACUUAAGAUGCACAAGUCAGAGGCAAAAGAAAGUUUUGUUAAAUACAUUGAAGUUUGGUUAGCUGAAUUGUUAGCAAUGUUAUUUGUUUUUGUGAAAGUUUGUUUUAAAAAGUUGUCCGUAAUUUCAGUUAAUUUGUUUAAUGAUUUUUAAAAUGAACCGUGUGUUAUUUCUUUACCUUGAUAUCAAAUUGGAACUUGAAAGUUUAUUGGUUUAUUAUUUUACACAAGACCUCAUGUAGCUGGCGACUGCAGCUUGUCAAGUGAUUAGCAUUAUUUCUACUGUGUACAAUUGUAUUUAAAAAUUAUAUGGUUAACCCGUCUUUAAAAAUAUCCCACCGUAAUUUAUGCAUUUUUAAAAAAUGUAAUAUAAUUUCAUUUAGAAAUCAUUUUUAUGUUGUUACAACUCAUUAUCAUUUAAUAGGCCAUCAAUUAAUGAGAGGAAAGGUAAAUGUUAAAAUCUAUUCCUUUUCAGAUCUUGGUAUGGGUGGUGGUAGUGGUUUAAUGGGAUUGGGAGGCUCAGGAUUAGGUCUACUUGGUUCAGGCAUGGGUGGACCUGAUAUGGGUCUAGGCGGAAUGGGAGGGCUUGGUCUAGGUGGGCUUGGAGGAAUGGGCAUGGGUCUUGGAUCAGGAUCGGGGGGUAUGGGUGGUGGCUCAGGUGGUCUUGGGUCCCUCUCUGAUAUGGGUCUAGGGGGUAUGGGAGGAUCCUCCAAAAUGAACAUGUCAGACAAUUAUUCCAACAAUUAUUCUGGAAUGGGCGGUUCCAGUUAUAAUGGCAAUAACACUCUCUCUGGGUUAGGGGGUUUAGGGCCAAGUUUGAGUUCACUGUCUGCAGGCUUGGGUGGACUGGGUGGCUCAAGUGAUAGGCUAGGUUUGGGGGGUAGUGGAGAUCGACUGGGCAUGGACGGACUUGGAAUGGGUAGAGACAGAAUGGGGAUGAGCGACCGGAUGGGAAUGUUAAAUGAUAGAAUGGGGGGGAUGAAUGAUAGAAUGGGGGGAAUGGACAGAAUGCCUGACAAAAUGAGGGAUGGCUACGGUGGUGGUCGAGACAUGAGAGAUGAUGGUGGUCGCAGAACAACACGUCCAGAUAACUGCACCAUUGUUGUAAAAAAUGUAAGUUUAUGAAAUGAACAAUUUUUCUGUUGCUUUUAAAUUAAUGGGCAUAUAUGUCUGCUUGAUUUAUUACAUUUUUAAAAGAUAUCCAAAAAUAAACAUAGGGUAUUAGCUUAAGGUUUAAGUUACAAUGAAGAAAAGUAGUUUUAAUGAGACAGAGGAAAACUUUAAAAAUUUUAUGCACCAUAAAAAUUUAAACAAUUCUAAAAAUAUGACAUCUUCAACCAAACUUGAAUUAUUUUAUCUAUGACAGCUUCCAUACAGUGUGAACUGGCAAGCCCUCAAAGAGCACUUCCGUGAUGCAGGUAAGCUAUGUGAUAUAUUUCAAAAUUGACUAAAACAUUUUUGAAAUGUUGUCACAUUUGUGUUGAACAUUUUAAAAUGUUAAUGAAGUAAAGUAAGUCGUCAUUUUAUUUCCUAUAGGUGAUGUGAAGUUUGCAGAAAUUGUAAUGGACAAGGGAAGAUCUACAGGAAUUGGUUACGUCCGUUUCAGUAAUGAAGCAGAUGCCCAGAGAGCUAUCAGUAUCCUUUAAAAUCUUUCUUUUGCUCAUUCUGCAUUAUUUUGAAAUUUAAUAGCCUUUCACUGUGUGGAGCAUAUAUGUAUACAUACAUAUAUAGACUCCAAUAUAUACACCAAUAUCUCCUUUUUUAUUUGUGGCAGAAAAUGUGUUAGUUGUUUGAUUUGCAAAGUGAUCCCUGUGCUCUCAGCUGCCAUUCUGGAAAAGCGUGGAGAUUUAGAGCAGAUUAAAAUAAUUAAACAAAUAAAAUUGGGUCCCCGCUAAGACGGUAAUAAUAUAAAUUCCUGCCAGUACUUCAUACUGAAUUGUCGGAGAAGUACUGCGUUCACAGAAUGUAAAUAUUGGCUCUUCCUUUACAUUUAUUACUGUGAGUGUUUACAAUGGUGCUGAUUAUUGCACUUUGAAUUGCCAUUCAUUCCUGUAAUCAAGCAUGGCGAAUAACUAACUCAAAUAUGCUUAUAAAUGUGUAAAAAAUAUAUAUAUAUAUAUUUUAACAAAUUAACUUAAAUUAUUUACAACUAGAUAUAGCCCGUCAAACAUUGGUGACAGCAAUGCGCGAACUUCCCAUGUAGUCAAGUUACUUGACAAACAUGAACUCAAGUAACGCACAUUUAAGAAUCCCAAUAUUUGCUACACCCCCUUCCCCCAUGAUACGUCACUGCACACUUUUUAUUUCACACCCAUGAACUAUAUUAAUAUUCUCAUGCCCCAACCACUAUUAAACCCAAUAUUUUUUAUACAAUUUUUAAAUUGAGACGAUUUCAUUUCCGAAAAGAAAAUAUUACGCACCAAAGGCAAUUGCGUUACUAAAAAUAUAUAUAUCAUAUAUAGCGUAGUUAUCUGGAAUUAUAUUUUGCGCGCUAGUGAACUCAUUAUUGAACCACACUCUAGCGUAUCUAUAAAUAGCCUGCGUCUUGUUUGACCUUUGCUUGCGAAUUAUAUAUAUAGAUGAUUCAUUGAAUUUUUUUUAUAACUAAAAGUUAUUUGCUUCUCAAAAUCUGACUUUCGAUUAUAAGCAAAGGUAAUCAAACGAAGCAUAGUAGUAGUGACAGGUCUAAUGACUCUGUAGUACCCAGAAUGGGAAUGUCUAGAUCACAUUGUAUAUUAAAGUUGUGGAAGGUGUUUUUUUUUUAAAUUUUAAUCGUUGUUUGACCAAACCCUGUUUUACAAAUUUUUCCUCAAGCUGCUUGGUAAUAAAGUAAUAUAUGGGAUGCUCUCCUAAGGUAAACUGUUUCACUUUAUUUUUAUUUUUCAUGGUUAUAUUUAUUUAGUACUUGACUCACAAAAAGGUUUGAAAAACAAAUCAAGGAUGGAAAGACGAAAUAUUGAUGUUGCCCUUCACCGAAACUGAUAUGUUGAUCAGUGAGUAACAAACAGGAGGUAGAGAAGUAUGAAUUCACCAGUUUGCUGAAAAAUUGCUUUAUUUGAUGAUAAUGUGGCAGUUACCGGAAAUGAUCCAUUGAUUCCAGUUAUUUUUGUGUUUCUAUGGGUUGUCUUGUCAUCCGAUUGUGAAAAUGUCAGUCUCGUUGUUUUGAUGAAUCCAUGAUCAGUUUCAUUGACAGUUUUGAUGGUUGGAUUUUUUAUAUUGGGAAAACCUCUUGCUUAUCGUGCUAUGUGGAGGGGAGAUACAUGUAUACUUUGUAAAUCAAAUUGCAAUUCUGUCAAAAUGAUCCAAGAUCUGUUAUGUUGUCAUUAGGAUUGUGACAGAGGGGAAAUUUGAUUCCAUGUUUAUGGCAGAUGGAAUUUGAACUUCUACCAUUUCUACUUGUUGAUAAACACUGACAUUAGACAUGUAGUUACUAACUGUUAUUAAAUGUAUCAAGUUAAUAUUCAGUGAGUUUGAAAGUUGUCAACGAUUUUAUGAGGUGGGACCACUGUUUUGCUGUAAAUAUGGGAAUGUAUGCUCUAUGUAGUUUUAAAACAAUGAUUAAUUAUGUUUAUAUAGAUAUUUGUAUCAGUCUCAAUGGCUUUGUCCAAAAUUAAGUUUUAGAAUCAGUUUUAAUGGACUAAAAAUGAUCUCUUUGUGCUAUGUCUUCCUUAUUUUAUCCAUCUAUAUGUGCUGUUUGAAAGCUCUUGACAAGUCUCUCUUUUUCAGCUCAUUCAACUUUAGCUAUUAGAAUGAUCAGAUACUUUUUUUUAAUGGCUGUAAAACUGUUUUUUUUGGUUGGUUUUUUAAAAAUUAAAAAUAUAUUUUUUUUUAAUAGAGCCAUUACUUAAAAGGAGGGUUGUUUUAAUUCUGGCUGUUCUUGGCAUAUGUUAAGUCUUUGUAUGUAACCCAAUCAAUAAAGUGUUGUUAUUUUAUGGAAUUAAGAUUUUCGGUGUUAUCAUAUAUUUUGCUUACUUUGUUCAAAUUCUUUGUUGUUGGAGGAUCUGUCGUAAUCUUAUUCAUGGUUAACAUGAGCAAAUGUUUGCUUGGAGGAUCUAGUAAACUUAGAUGGAGUAAAAGAUAGAUGGAUUCUUUGCUAACCUGAUUGCAGUUUCUCCCUUUAAUUACCAUGAAAGAUGGAGGGAUAACACGUUAUCAAACAGAUAUAAUGAAUCUGGUACCUGUAUUUUGAAUGGGAUUGAAAUUUGAACCUUCAGUGACAUUAAAUUUAUCUAAAAAGGAAAUGGUUGGUACCUGUAUAUCUGGGGAUUGUACCUGGUUAUAUUAUUUUUUGCUUUUCCUAGGUAAUUAAGGAAACGAAAGUUAACACAUGUUGAAGUGCAGUUGUAAAAUAGUUGCUGCAACGACAUAUUUGUUUUCUCCUUGAACCAAUUUUUUCUUCUGGGUUUUAUUAAUUAAAUUCAGAACAAAGGAAUCUCAAAAAUAUUUUUAUUAAUAUUGGUCAUUGUUCUUACUACAAAAACACAUUUAAGUUUAUAAAUAGUUCACAUAUUCAAAAUUAAGGAGUAUGAGUAAGUAAGAAGGCAAUGGAAUUCAUUCAACUGAAAUUAUAUGCUCCGGCUUAUUCAAUUUUCAAUGACACUUGUUAAAACUUUUAAUAUACAUUCAAUAGGCUUAAAAUAGGUCAAAGUUAAUGGUUACUAUUUUUAUUCUUCUGAUUGGACCAAAUAUGGCAACUUAUACCAUUCCCUAUCAUGAAGUUUGCUUGGUAUGAAGGCUUAAAAGUCAGUCAUGUUUCUGACAAUUCCAUUGCUUUAGGCAUUUUAACACAAUUUGAGCUGAUUUGUCCUGUGGUGGUCAAAGGCCAAAUAUUUAACCAAUUUUUUUUAUUUUUACAAAGGCUUUUGUUAAUAUGCUUGAAAAUAUAUGGUAUGUUUGCCACUAUAAUGGUUGAUUACUAUUUGAAGUACUUUGCAUUCGAGACUCGUAUAUUUGUGACAUAGCAAUCAUAGAAAUGCUCAUAUUGAAUACACAUCUCCAAGCUAUCUGAGGCUAAAAAUAAUGGUAGUAGGUUUCUAACUUACUGAUGAUUCAGCUUUGUUCUGGAUAGUUCAUUUGUGAUGUUUGAUUUUGAUAAAAACAACUUUUGACUUGAAUUAUUCUACUUGUUUGGAUCAAGGUAAGCUGUCUCUGAAAAAUAAAUUGAUUUUUUCUUGUUAUUGCUUGACAUAAUGCUCUUUCUGUCUAAAAAUGGAUUGUCCUAAAAUAGUCUUCUGAUUAUUUUAUUUUGUGAAUGAUGUAUAGUCUGGGCAGUCAGUUUGCUACAAAAUGACAAUGAAGAAAUUAGCUGUGACCUAUCCUGUGUGUGGAGGUUUUACUGUCAAUCUAAACCAAUCUUCAUGUCCCUGUGAGUACAAGUCCAGGUCCGUCAUUGUCCUAGCAAGGAUUGAGUUCCUUGUCUCUAGUUGAGUUGGCUGCUGUUGUUAAAGGUUUGGUAACAGGAGGACUUUGGGUGUAAGUAUGGGUUUGCUUUCCAAUUUUGAUUCAUCUGUUGAAGUAUUUUUAAAAAAAUAGCUUUGGUUCAGUAGUAUCAAUGAGAAGUUUGAGAACUAGGGCAAUUUAAAACCACUUCUGUCACUUGGUUUUGUGUUGUAUGGAUUUGAUGGUUUCUAGUGUUUCAAUAGUUUCAUGUUCAUGGGGUUCAGCUUAACUUGUAUUCAGGGAUUUUGCACUGGGGCAUAGAAAUUUAAAGAUAUUUGUUGAUAUUUUUUUUCUGACCCAUAAUUUGUAGCCUCGUACAGCAUGAAAGACAUUUAGAGCUUCUUUAACUGUUUGAAUUCUCAUGAAUUUAUUAAAAAAUAGCAAUACUCAGCUGUUUAAUUUUUACUUAUGUUGUUCGAUUUAAUAGCAUAAUUAUUACGGAGUACUGUAACAAAUUUAGCAUUGUUGCAUAAUGUUUUUAAAUAAUAUUGACAAGCCAUGCCUACAUUUUUCAGGUGACAAUCAGUAAUUGCUGUCCAUGAUUUGGACCAGGAGACCAAGGAUUCUCUUAAUUAAGUUAAUCUUCGUGGUAAGUUUUGGUCACAUAUUUUUUAAUUAAGUGCUGACUACAUGAAUAAAUGUUAAGUUACUUUAAAAAAAAUUGUAAUUAUUAACAGGAAAUACAUUUGGUAGCACAUCUAACUUGAGUUAAUUCAGAUAGUUAAAAACUCUACACAAUUCUACAGCUUCAUAUUUACAAAGGAAUAUAGAUUUUUUUUUUAAAUUUAACAAUUACAUUGCUGAAUUAUCAUGAUGUUUGUUUUUAAAGGGAUUAAAUAAUGAUGGUUAAGAGGGAAAAAUAAAUAUGUUCUUUUUUAAGCUGAUACAUAUUUUAAAAAUGUAAUUUUUAAAUUAUUUUUUUAAUACCUUCUAUGAGUAGUUGAGGUAAUAGUGUGCAAUAUUUUUUUUCUUCUUUUGUUAAAUUGGUAAUAAAAUUGUUUCGACUUAGUUAUUAGUUCAAAGUUAGUAUUUAUAGUUAUUAGUUAAGAACCUGUCCAUUCAUUAACAAAAUUUGUGUCACAAUUAAAUGAUUUCUUGUUGCUGCUUAAAAAAUACUUUUGAUCCAAACAUCAUCAUCAUGUCCCUUAGUCCUUGGAACGUUAGGGAGCCACAGAUGACAUGAAAACUAUCCUCCUCCAUUCCUCUCUGUUUUCUGCACUUCGCACAGCAUCGCCUAGUUUUAGUCCUGUCCACUCUUUGAUGUUAUCUUCCCAUCUUUUUCUCUGUCUUCCUCUUCUUCUCUCUCCUCUCAUUGUGGAUUUUGAUCCAAACAGCCUUCUUUAAAAAAGAAUAUACUUCACUUCAUUUUUUCUAAUCUUGAACAAUGAAACAUCUUUGUAAGGACUGUUUUGUUCUUUUAAUUAUCAGGUUAAUGAAAGCACAUUGGAGCAUGUAGACCAUGUGGAAAGGUUAUCAGUUCUCCACUGAUACAUGAAUUGCCUAUUGGCAGGAGAUCCCUAUUGCUCAAUACCCGAAACUGGAAACGGGUAAUAACAACAAAUUAUACUGUUAAAUAAAUAAAUAAUUACAAUAGAAUAUGUUAAACAAAUAUUUUCGUCAUUGUUUAAAAUCUGAUGACUUCAUGCUUAGAAUAAUGAAUGCUGUUUACAACAUCCCUCAACCAGCAGUAGAGGGUUUGUAUUGAUUUAGAAUUGGUGCAGUAAAAAUGAUGGACCAAAACCAAAACAAGGCUUAACCCAGGGGAUAUACAAAGGGUAGCUGCUAUGAAAUCAUAGCUUGUUGCUAUGGUGCACAAAGGAUAAGAUACAAAGAGUUAAUGUCUCAGAUAUUGAAAAUGUUUAUCAGUUUGUUACAAUAUGUUUUAUUUUAUUUUUCAGAACACAAGACCAGUGGUUGCUGUUGAAAAUAAAUGAUUUGAAUGAAAG